GGACCAUUGGCCUCAGCCUUCGUGGGCCCGCGGGGACCCCAGUGUCCACCUCGCGGGCGACGGGAGAUCUGUGGGCCGCGGCACCCAGGAGGCGCCUCUCUGAGCCUCGGUUUCCCCGUCUGUGAAAUUGGGUCACCCCAGCGCCAAGCCGAUGAGGAGCUGGCCGAUGAGGACAGCCCUGUCACACACAGUACGCUGUCAGCUCCUGGGACCAUGGGCCCUGGGCCCUGAAAACACAGGGCUCCCUGUGGCCAUGACGACAGGCGACUGCUGCCACCUCCCAGGCUCCCUGUGCGACUGCUCCGGCAGCCCUGCCUUCUCCAAGGUUGUGGAGGCUACGGGCCUGGGGCCCCCACAGUAUGUGGCGCGGGUGACUUCGAGGGACGGCCGGCUCCUCUCCACCGUCAUCCGGGCCUUGGACGCGCCAGGUGACUGUCCCUUCUGCCGGAUCUGCCACGAGGGGGCCAACGGGGAGAGCCUGCUGUCUCCAUGCGGCUGUACGGGCACACUGGGGGCUGUGCACAAGAGCUGCCUGGAGAAGUGGCUCUCCUCAUCCAACACCAGCUACUGCGAGCUGUGUCACACGGAGUUCGCAGUGGAAAAGCGGCCCCGACCUCUCACAGAGUGGCUGCGGGACCCGGGGCCGCGCACGGAGAAGCGGACGCUGUGUUGCGACAUGGUGUGCUUUCUGUUCAUCACGCCACUGGCUGCUGUCUCAGGCUGGCUCUGCCUGCGCGGGGCCCAGGACCACCUCCGGCUACACAGCCGGCUGGAGGCCGUGGGGCUGAUAGCGCUGACCAUCGCCCUCUUCACCAUCUACGUCCUCUGGACGCUGGUCUCUUUCCGCUACCAUUGCCAGCUGUACUCUGAAUGGAGGAGGACAAACCAGAAAGUCCGCCUGAAGAUCCGGGCCGCCGAUGGCCCUGAGGAUGCCCACCAUUCCCCGCUGUCUGCCGGACUUCUGAAAAAGGUGGCGGAGGAGACGCCGGUGUGAAGGGAGGCAGCUGGCCAUACCCCGGUGUUGGAAGGGACAGAAACCAUCGGAGCCUUCCUUUUUUUGUUUUUGUGCCAGGGAUCGAACUCGGGUCCUGGCGCUUGCGAGGCAGGCGGCGGAACCACUGAGCUAAAUCCCCGGCUGUCAGAGCCUUCCUGCUUGGCCAGAAUGCUUCUGGGUCCAAGUGCCACUUCUGGCGGAGCCUGUUCCGCGAUCCUGUGUGUGAACACAAUUUCAGGUUUUUUGCACACUGGUGUACGUGACAAGGACAGAUGGACAAGGUCCUGAUCUUCAGACGGAGCACGCACCCUGAUCUCAUUCGGAGGUCUUUGGCACCUCCCGGGCCAGCAGCUGUGGCCAGAUAGUCAAGGGCGCCCUCAGGCUGGAAGGUCCCAGCAAGCUUCUUGCACUCCUCUGCAUCCGGCAGGCUUGCUUCCCUGGUACCCUUGACUUUCUAAAGUUGCACGGCGUUUCAAAAACCCACCCCUGAGUGAAUAAAAGGAACCCUUGCUGGAUGAAACGGGCUUGUCG
Molecule: messenger RNA, 1525 nt
Organism: Fukomys damarensis (Damara mole-rat)
Lineage: Eukaryota; Metazoa; Chordata; Mammalia; Rodentia; Bathyergidae
Gene: Marchf2
Product: membrane associated ring-CH-type finger 2
Exons: 5
Coding region: 152-994 (280 amino acids)
Biological process (GO): protein ubiquitination
Molecular function (GO): zinc ion binding; ubiquitin-protein transferase activity
Source: RefSeq, a predicted model, not a curated record